GACGCGCACUGCACAUACUGUCAAACAUCGUCGAGCGGUCCUAUCGUACAGACGUCUUUCACAAGUUCUCUCGUACAAUUCGCGCGUUUAUCCAGUGAUUGGUGUUUAAAAAUAUUUUUGUGGUUUUUGUUGAACCUGAGUUUUUAUUGAAUCAUGGCGAUUCCAUUUAACUUGCCGGGAGAGCAAACCGAAGUGGAAGUUAUUAUUACUCAGCUCCAGUACUUGUUGAUGAAAUUGCAAGAUGCGAUUAGAAGAUCCAGAGCUACGAAUUCUUCCUAUCCAGUUUUUUCGAUUUCUACCAGAACUAGAGUUCGAACAAACAGUUCGAAUAGGGCUCGAGGUAGAGAGCAGUCGUCUGUAUCAUCACCAGAGACUCCCUCCACAUCUGCAUCACCGUCCGCCAAUGCCAAUCUACCAGAGCUCCUAAACAAUUUGGCGUGGUUGGCAGUUCUUACCCAAGAGGCUGUCGACAAUAAUUCACAACAAACUACUGCCAUGGCUGUACCAAGGCCUACCAGAAACAGAACUUCUUCAGAAUCAUCGUGUUGCCAAGAGACCAAAAGUGAUGAGACGACUGCCAGUAACAGUGGAAGCGUGCAAGCAUGGAACCAGGAGACUGAUAAUGAGCAAUCAAGUGAAGAUGGAUCGGACAAGAGUUACUCACGUCAAGGAAUCCUAUCAAGACUAAUACCAGGGCCGGUAUCCGCUCCCCUGUUUACUGCCAUGAUUUGUUUCGUCGGGUGGCACAUAUUCAGGGCUCGGUAACUCCCCAGCCACUACAAAACUUUACUUUAUCCAAAGCAAAAGUGAUCGUUAUUCGAUAGAUUUAGAAAAAUGUAGAAAAACGCUACAUAUAUUAUGUUUGCUUAAUUACUGUUUUUUUAUAUGAUAUACUUUCGGUGUGUUUUUAUUUCAUGUGUACUAUUUGUACAUAAAAAUAUUCACAUACUGUGUGUGCUAGGUUUAAGAUUGUAUCAUUGUUUUUUCUUGUAAAGGUGUGCGUAGGUCAUUUGUGCACAAGUUUGUUCCAAAGAGAGGAAAACCAAUCAAAGCAUUGAUCUCAUAUAGUAUGACCAAGACAAAAAGUGUUUUGGUCUACUCUCAGGAAUUUAUAUGAUUAGAUUAUAUUUUGAGUUUUUAUUUCGAUUUUUUGGUAGUUUUUAUGAUUGUACAUGAAUUGUAUAUAAAAUUUUAAGUUGGAUUCAGUAUAGCCAAAGAUUGAAUCGUGCCAAACGGCCAAGAGCAAGUUUUCUAAACAAACGGUUCAGUUGCGUCCCUGUAUAUUUUUGUGGCAUUCUUAACCUGUUUCAUAGAAUAAGACUUAGUUUAUUGGCAAAUUAUUAGGAUUAGGGAAUAUACUCACACGUUGCUACUUUCCAAUAUUUUUUCUGAUGCUGUUUCACAGGAGCGCGACUGAAACGUUCUCAGUGAGUAACCGUAACUGCCAGCUCUAGAGGUGGGCGCGUCGUCUCUUUGAUAGCUUUCGCUAGAGUCUGACUCUGUUUUAAGUUUAAGUGGAAGGAGCCGUAAAGAGUCUCUUUGCGGCCCUAAAGGUUUUCAAAUGAUCUCCGUAGUUAGAAUAGCCCGGUGCGCGAAAGCUGGACGUGUGCCGAUCAGCCCCGCACCUGAGAUCUGUAAAUACAGUUCAGGACCAGUCUUUACAUAAACAUUUAUAUGGUCUAUGCUUUACUUUCUAAUAACAUUUACAUUCUAACGAAGAAUAGGCAACGAAAACAUUCAAUUUUAAAUCAAAUUCUUAGUUAAAAUAUAACGAUAUCUUCUAUAACAUUUAAAUGAACGUACUAACCAAAUUCUUUCAACACUUUAUUGAAUUUUCUUUCCCUGUUCUUUGAUUAAGACCUCUUCGUAUUUUGUUUAGUUUUGCAAAAAUGUUAGAGCGACUUGUCCUGACUUAAUGCAUGUUAUAUAGCUUUUAAUUUUUUAUACUGUAAAUGUAGGUUUUAAGGAUAUAAAUGCUGAUAUUUUAAAGAAAUUAAAGCAAUUUACCUAGUUUACGGACUAUUAGUUGUAAGUUGUAGUUCUAGACAAGCUGUGCUGUAGAUGGCUCUUCAAAGCGUCACUGUGAUUAUGCCGAAAGGCUGUAAGAGUGUAUAUAGCGCUCCCAAAAGGGUGAGGGCUGUUACAUAAACUCCUGUUUACACUGAUAUCCGCUACGUGGACCAGGCAGCACUACAAAAGAUAAACUCGGAUAACUAUAAGCCAAUAAUAAAAACAAAAACACUUGCCGUAGCAAUCUAUGUCAUUUCAAAGGAGAAAUGUCAGUAGCUUGGUGGUGCGGUAUUCCUUGGGUUGGAACGAAAAUUGGUUUAAGAUCCUCUAGGAAGACAAUAACUUACCAAAGAGUAACCAGAUGACAUAAUUAUAUUCCUUCAGUCGAACCAGUAUAUCUGAAUACACCAAGAUAUGCUGGGAAAAGUAGCUAACGCUCAACAUUGUUUGUGGCAACAAUGGAAAAGUAAUUUCCCAAAAUUCUUCAGUUGUUUUUUGUUUCUUUCUAAACCUCACUCCAUUUUUGUACUUGAUGCUGGUUAUCCAACUAGUCUGCUGAAACACUGCUUGGUCUGCUAAUACAUUUUUUUUAUGUUUGUAGUUAUUCCUAGUCAGUAUAGUCGAUCGUUGUGUUUUAGGGUUGGCUAGGAUGUUUUUUUUUUAUUUCUUCUUAUAUUUUAUUGUAGAAUGCGUGUUAUUUGUUUACUGUUUAUGGGAUUUUAUCAUAAUAUAUGUAUCAGUGGCGACUCUGCUUCAUCUACACCUUGACAAUUGUAACAUUAUAAGACUUUUUGUACUACUUUUUUUUAUUGUUGCUUUAUUUUAAAUUGGAUAAAGAAAUUAUAUGAACAUGCACAACAGUCUAGCCUAUAACUUAUCCUAACGAAACCUUCAACUGUUUUGUCCUUACCAAAAAACUAUUAUUAAGAAUUGUUUUCUUGAAGAAACGAUUAUAAAUCGUUUAAAUAAAUAAAUAAAAUAUAAAUAAUUUGGCAAUUUAUGCUUUUGUUAUGCCAGGUGCAAAGGACACAGCACACAUCUUAUGAAAAAUUUAAUGUCACUCAAAUUCAAUAAAAUUUACAUGAAUAGAUUCGUCUCUAAAGUACAAUCAUUUGCAGAAAGAUUUUUAUGAACUACUAAUUCACAAAAUAUCUUUUCUCACUCUAACUUACGUAUAUAACCAUUUGAUUUUAGAUUUAUUUAUAUAAAUUUACGCCGUUUUUAAUCAAAAUUCAGAGUUGGCGCAGUCUAUUCAUGUAAAUUUGAUUGCAUUUGAAUGACAUAAUAUUUUCGACAAGAUAUGUGAGGUGUCCUUUGUAACAUAUAGUGUGUUAGGCCUUAGUAUUAGAGUUAUUCGAAUUUUAUUUUUGCUGAGUUUAUAGAAUUUCUUCUAUGUUGGAAUUUUUCGGAUUCAUUUGUUUUAAAAUGAAUCCGACGAUUGUAGUGAUAUGGUUGUUUUAGGCACUAGCAUGAAUCUGAGUUGUUGCUGAUCAAAACCAUAGAUGUAAUGUACCAUUGCCAUAUAUACUAUAACUUUAUGUAUUACCCCGACAAGCCAUCAGUAUUGUUUAUGUAUGAAAUCGUCCAUCAAUUAGACAGAAUAUGUAUCAGUCGAUCAAUAUUGAUUUCUAAAUUAUUUAUUACUCUGGUUUAAUCUUUUACAAAAUCCAACAAGUGACUAUGUCAAUUAGCGUUAAGUAACUUUAAUUGUCUAUGUAGCUCUUCUAUUCCAUUUCAAAAAAACUUUCAAAGGGAUUUCAAAAACAUAUUGGUCCUAAAAAUUCCCUCUUUUGUUUGUUUUUAGUUAAUAUUUGCGCACAUAACAAUCUGCAUAGACAUAUAGCGUUAAGACUUCAACUGAACCGUCUGUGAUCGAUAAAAUAUUUGAUUUUAACAAUAUUUAUUUUGUUAAAAAAAAGAAAAAAAAUCAAAAACAAAUAAUGUUGUUCUAAUUCCAUUUAAUGUAAAUAUCGAUGUUUUUGUUGUCAUAAAAUUAAGAAAAAUAUUGUUGGAUUUAGUAAAAUGAUUGUGUUCAAUUUUGAAAUCGAUUUUCGCUCGUAUUGCUACUCAUAAUGAAUAUUAAGGAAUUCACAUUCUUUCAUGACUUAUUCGAAAUUUCUUUUGCUCAAUUAUCUUAAGUUUUAUUCUAUUUCGCAUCUUUGUACGGUAUUUCGUGCCUACAUUAAAAAAGUUUCUUGGAGGCGACAGAACGGGCGCGGAGAGACUAAUGUGUACAAGUCUACACAAAUAUCUGAAACCGCCACGGUCAGACAGAUCGAAAACGUGGUUACGCGACGUUGUCAGAUCAAUCAUGCUUCAAAGGUUUCUCGGUUUUAAUUUGUUACCUGUUUCACAGUAAAAUUUUCUCUGCGUAAAUUUUAAACAUUGUGUAUAAUUUCACGGGAUUGUGGACUUAGUGUCCUAUAUUUCACGGCACUUCUUAUAUUCAUGUUUAUUAAAAAAACAUUAAAUAUAUUCUAAAUAAACAACUAUUAGACGAUUUUACCCGGCAAUAUCGCAAAACCGCUGGCUUCGUGCACAAUGCAUUUUAAAAAUGUUUACUCUUUGCACCAACGCGUUCAAUUGAAGUCCUCUCUCCUUGAUUUUCUACCUGUGUGACCUUCGUGGUUUCAGAUAUUUCUGUACAGUUGUAAUGGGUGCCAGCUCUGACCACUGCCAUUAGCGCCUCCCCCUCCAAUUCUGAAAUUAGUAUAAAGAGGGAAUGAGAAAGAAAAAGUUCCUUAAAUAUUAGAGUAGUAACUCAUAAAAUUGUCUGCCUUUGUAACGAAUUUGCAUUUUAAAUGUAUUUCAACCCCCAUCUGGACCAACCCGGCGCCGAGACCCGUGAUAGAAGCUCUCGGGUGACCAAUCUAAAUAAGAACUGCUUAUGUCAAAAUUAUAUUGCCUGAUGUAAGCGAACCUUUUAAUAUAUAUGAUAUUUUUUUGCUACUUAAAAGAGAUUUUUAAUAAUACUUUAAAUGUCCUAAAUUGGUGGGUAAUGAACACUAUUUAUUUUCACUAUAAAUGUCAUAAGUUUUAUACAUGUUUAUAAACAUAUAUCUAUAUAUACUAUAUAUUUUUGUGAUGUAUGUAAUGAGUUGUAUAUACAGGCUGCCCCAAAAUUAAUUUGACAAAAGCUAAGGGAUUACAUCUAGCAUCAAAAUGUCAAUUAUUUUCUCAAAAUUGCUCGUUUUUGUUAAAAAUAUGCACUUAUUGCGUAUUAGCUAAGAUUUGAAGGCCUUAAGGUUAUACUUUUGCAAAUUUAAUUGGAAAAAAUCGUACAGAUACCAAAUACACAAAAUAGCUUUUGUCGAAUUAAUUGUGGAACACACUGUAUAUGUGUUACCAAUGGUGGCCCUUGACCUACUUGUAUUACUUUUGUUUUUGCUGCUUCACAGUUUGUUUUAUUAUAUCUCCAAAGGCCACUACUGUUGACACAGCAGCCAAUUGUAUUGUCAUACUCACGUCUACUACCGAUCGUCUUUCACUUGUAACUUUUUCACUUUUAUAUAGUUGAUUUGAAAUAAAUGUAAACAUGCCGAAAGCAGAAAAA
Diabrotica virgifera virgifera (western corn rootworm) is the source of this 5563-nucleotide messenger RNA. RefSeq lists its product as uncharacterized. The record is from RefSeq and is a predicted model, not a curated record. The coding region runs from base 154 to 765 and encodes 203 amino acids. The transcript has 3 exons. Lineage: Eukaryota; Metazoa; Arthropoda; Insecta; Coleoptera; Chrysomelidae.